AUGUCUCUCGCCGAUCCCGCCUUCCCGUCCUCUGCGGCCUUCGACGCCAUCAACUCGGCCCUGCAAUCCGACGACGCCGAGCGGAAAGACGCCAUCAAGAAGACCGGCGUCGUCUUCGCCUUCACCAUCAAGAACGCUGACGGAAAGGUCGAGAGCUGGAACAUCGACUUGAAGGAGAAGGGUGUCGUGUCCAAGGGCGUCGGGAAGCCGAAUGUCACCCUCAUCCUCUCCGAGAAAGACUUCGCCGGCCUCCUCUCCGGAAAGGCCAACGCACAGAAGCUGUUCAUGUCAGGAAAGCUCAAGGUCAAGGGCGACGUGAUGAAGGCCACGAAACUGGAGCCGGUGCUGAACAAGGCCCGGACGAAGGCGAAGUUGUAA
This is a messenger RNA of Eremomyces bilateralis CBS 781.70, 378 nucleotides long. RefSeq names its product oleate-induced peroxisomal protein. NCBI's taxonomy places the organism in Eukaryota, Fungi, Ascomycota, Dothideomycetes, Eremomycetales, Eremomycetaceae. The record is from RefSeq and is a predicted model, not a curated record. Gene Ontology annotation, cellular component: cytosol. Bases 1 to 378 code for a protein of 125 amino acids. The transcript is spliced from 2 exons.